Talaromyces rugulosus is the source of this 1560-nucleotide messenger RNA. RefSeq lists its product as uncharacterized. The transcript has 5 exons. Gene Ontology annotation, biological process: transmembrane transport. The coding region runs from base 1 to 1560 and encodes 519 amino acids. The record is from RefSeq and is a predicted model, not a curated record. Lineage: Eukaryota; Fungi; Ascomycota; Eurotiomycetes; Eurotiales; Trichocomaceae. Gene Ontology annotation, cellular component: membrane. Gene Ontology annotation, molecular function: transmembrane transporter activity.
AUGGCCGCGGCACAGGAAGAAUCGGGCCCCCCGCAGGACGAGCAGCUGCGCAAUCCCAAUGACCGCCCUGAAUGCUUCUCCAGUACUUUGCAGGAAUGCCUGUUUGUCUUGACGACAACCAUGGCCAUUGCCCAAACAUCGUUCUUUCAGGGACUGGUCGUUGUCGUCUCUGCUUCCAUCGGAGAAGAUCUCAACAUGAAUUCUGCCGAAAUUACAUGGAUUACCGCUGGCGUUUCCCUGACUAGCGGUGCAUUCCUGUUGGCAUUUGGAAAGGUGGCUGACAUGUUUGGCCGUCGGAUCAUGUUUAUGGGCAGCAUGGCGGCGUUUACAAUCGCAUUGGUAGUCGCCGGAUUCGCCAACACGGCCAUCUACAUGGAUGUGUUCUCGGGUGUUAUGGGUAUAUUUUGCGCCUCUGUAGUACCACCUGCGGUUGGAUCGCUGGGAGUGGUGUAUACGAAACCUUCACAGCGGAAAAAUCGCGCCUUUGCCUGCUUCAGUGCCGGAAACCCACUGGGAUAUGUAGGAGGCAUGAUUGUCUCUGGCAUUGCGUCUCAGGUUGGCAGCUGGAGAGUCGCUUUCUGGUCAUUGGCUGUGAUAUACGCUAUCUUCACUUUGUUGACUGUCUGGACGGUCCCCAAAGACCCCCCGAAGGCUAGCGUUCCGUUGAACUGGCAAUCAGUGAAGAAACUGGAUCCUAUUGGCAUGCUGUUGGCGAUUUCUGGCAUCGCUCUAUUCUCGACUGCACUUUCCACGGCCGGAGACGCACCCAAAGGCUGGCAAACACCAUAUAUUAUUGUGCUACUUAUUUUGGGAGUUAUUCUUAUUGCUUCCUUCCUCUACUGGCAAUCGAUAUAUUCGACUCCUUUGAUGCCUCUUUACGUCUGGAAGGACCGCAACUUUUCUCUAUUGAUGGGAUCUCUCUCCCUAGGCUUCAUGGGAUUCAUUGGCGGACAAUUCUGGAUGGCGCUAUACAUGCAACAAAUCAAACACUACAGUCCGUUGGAAAUCACAGCUCGUUUAUUGCCGAUGGUCGUCAACGGAGUGCUGGUCAACAUCGUGUGUGGCCUCAUUUUGCACAAAGUCAACAACAAGCUUCUCAUGAUGAUUGGCACCACGGCAUACAUGGUAGCUUUCCUUAUUAUUAGUUUUACACCGGAUGAUGGCGUCUACUGGGGCUGGUAUUUUGUGCCGCUGCUGCUGAUGGUUGUUGGAGCUGACAUUGAGUUCAAUGUGGUCAACAUGUACGUCAUGUCGAGUCUUCCACCCUCCGACCAGUCGCUUGCCGGCGGUAUUUUCAACACCGCGUCCAAAUUCUGCGCCAACAUCAGUCUCGGCAUCACCACCGCCGUUUACAAUUCCGUCCGCACCCAAGGAUCUACAAGCCCUAUCAAACCGUAUCUGUCAACGUACUGGUUCGCUGCGGCGUCGGCCGGGUUGGGUGUCUUGUUGGUGCCUUUUCUGAAGCUGGGGACGCAGGGACAUGUAGAUAAGACGGAUUCGUCUGACGAAGGAGAGGGACUGGGCACGCCUAAUGAGGUGGAGGUUGAGACCAAAACCUGA